Molecule: messenger RNA, 3228 nt
Organism: Neospora caninum
Lineage: Eukaryota; Apicomplexa; Conoidasida; Eucoccidiorida; Sarcocystidae
Exons: 1
Coding region: 1-3228 (1075 amino acids)
Source: RefSeq, a predicted model, not a curated record
AUGCAAAUGGCCAACAGUGCACAAGUUUUUUCCCCUCGGCUUCCUUCGCGGGUGUCGCCCGAGACGGCUCUCCGGUUCGCCGUGGCGGCGUCGACUGUUGAGCGACGCAGUUUGCGCUGUCGCUCUCAAUCCUCUCAAGCCGUGCUUCAUCAGGAAGGAAAGCGUGAAGAGGCCGUAGGCGCUCCGGCGCACUCCUUCCAAAGAGCCGGCGAGACAUCGCGGCGAGGCCCCACGCGAUCCAGUGUAGCUACAGCUUCCCUGCGAGAGGAGCAUUCCGCCUCACUGUCGCCAUCGCUUCGCGAACGCCGCUCUCCGGGCAGGGCGAGUCACGAACAAAGGGAUGCGAGCGACGGGUCAGAAAGCAGCGAGGACGACGCGUCGGUGGAGCCGCGGAAGAAGUCAAGGUCCGGCGGCGCGGCGGCGAAUCUUCCGCUUUCUCGCAAGACUGCGGAGAGAGAGAAAGACGCAGAGGGACACACUACCCCGCGCGUUCCUCUGCUGACCACAAAACAGCAACGUCUCCUCCUGCGUUACCUCUGCAUCUCCAAUGACGAGGCUUCGCGAGUUCUCGUCCAAGCGGCAGCGCGGCACUGUGGCCCUGUCGCCGGCGCGGCUGCAGUCGCAGCGCGGUACCUCGCGGCGCGGCAAGCUCCAGGGAGGCGCUCCGGAGACGCGAGGCGGUCGGAAAAGGAACCCAGCCAAGACCGCGGUGUUUCACGGGCGGCUCCAGAGGGAUCGCCAGGCGCUGAGCUCGAGGCAGACACGUGGGCGUCCGCGCUGUCCGAAAACGUGAGGGUGGACGGCCCCCCACAAAGAUCGCGCGGAAGAGAGACCAAAGGGAUGGGGAGCGCGUCCAGCUGGUCUUUUCGAAGCGUCGCAGGUGAGGGCAGAGUCCGGUUUGCUCGCACAGGCAGCAGCGUUCGCUUCCGGUCUCCCGUCGCCGCAGCGGAGACACAGCCCCGCCGCCUUUCCGACAGGCCUCUGUUCCCCGACGAAAGCCAACGAACGGACCUGAACUUCCCCGCCCGCGGAAGCAGCGCUGCCGAGCAGGCAGAGCCCGCCUGUGAAGCCUGCGCCAGAGCUAAAUGGGGCUCUCACCUCGGACGAUCUCCCGGAGACGCUUUUUCUCCCCCAGCACGUGUGGCGCUACGGGGCACCGAAGGCUGUUUGGAAGAGUGUGCUCACGCCGCAGCUGCGGUCCUUCCCACGUGCAGCUCCUCUCGCGCGACGGUGAGCGUUGCGUCGUCUCCGACGCCAGUCGGAACACUGAAUCGUUUUUCCCGGUCUCUGCACGGAAUGCUCGUGCAUGAUUCAGAUCCGCGACCGUAUGAACGCUGUAGAGAGCACUGCGCCAUCGCCGGCAGCUCUCCCGCCGAGUUGUCAAAAAUCUCUUGUCACUGUCUCGGAACGGGAGGGAGAGAAUGUGUCGGAGCCCCGAACGUUUCUUCGUCCUCGUCCGCGUGGUCCUGCUGUUCCAACGCGUCCGCUGUCCCCGCAAGAACGGCCUCGAGUGGCGACAGGGCGUGCUGUCACGGGAACAGACACAGUCCUUUUGCCGGGGUGUCGGAGACGCGUCGGCCGGCACAGCCAAGUCACUCCUCUUCUUUUGGCCCGACCGCGAGGGCUCGGGGCGCCGCAGGCGACGCGUCUCGCGAGUCUGGUGCCCGACCCUCGUGUCCGUCUUGUCCAUCCUGCGCACCGUCCCCGGCGUCGCGUGCUGGCUCUUUUGCUUCUCCCGAUGCCGUUGGCGGCAGGUGCUCAGUGGAUCAGGGUUGCGCUUGUAGCUCGUACAGCGCCUGUGGGAGCUGUCAGCCGCUUCUGGACUCGAGUGGUCUAGAGCGGUCCCCCUGCCUCCAUGCGGAUCAAGAACGUCGGAUGGGUUGUCCAGGAGCAGAUAGUCUUGCCACACGACCCACUGUCUCUGUUGCAUGCACUCCUCCAUGCACAGGAGGCAGACGAUCGAGCCUUUGUGAUGGCCCGCAUGCAGAUGCAGUGCACGGAAGCGGGCAGAGGCAAGGCGCUCCCGUUGUCCGGCAUCGAGUGUUCCUCCGACCCGCAGCCACUGCGUUGGAAUCGCCUGGGACAGCGACUCCUGUCCGGCGAGGAAGCCUUUCGUGCAGGUCUGGCCACGUAGAGGAGCGAAGACAGACUGAGGCGCGUCCCUUUCAUGUGCACCAACAGCGAGAUCCCUCCGGUAACCAGGCCGGGAACACCUGUGGGGUGGGAGAAUCUCGGACUCAGCGAGAGGCCGAGCAGUCUCUCGGGCGUUUGGGGAGUCCAGCUCAGACGCCUCCGAGUCUCCAUACGCGACCGCAGAGCCACGCUCAGUGGGAGAGCACACGGAGCAGUGUGUCUCCGGGGUCUAUGUUUCUCCCGUGUCAGGAGCUCGGGCCACGGCGCGCGGGUGUACCUCCAGCGGGGCAGGUUUGCUGCAGCGUUGGCGAAACGCGGAGCAGGGAGGAGGGUUCUGUGGGGUCAGCUGAGGCGUCAAAAACCGAGGCGGAGAGCAAUGGACGAAAGCAACAUGACAGCGGCAUCACAGUGGCGCUACCAUCUUCGAUUCUCGCUCCGAGUCCCCGCAGUGAACACGCGACUACAGUGCGUCAUCGUGCACCUGUGGCCGCACGCACCAAGACAGAGCAUCCGAGCACAGAGGAGGGACAACCAGAAGAUCUGUAUAAAGUUCUGGAACGGCAGCAACGAGAAUUGGCUGAGCAGCUCCGCCUUCUCGAGCUCAUCGAAACCCAUCAAGUCGAAAGUGGAUUCCUGGGGCAGAGGAGAGACCCGCAGCCAGGAGCGUCUGGUUCUCAGUCGCAGCUCUCGGUCGUGCGCGACGCACGGCAGACUGGCGCACACGAGAAUGUGGGUUUUCUGGACAACGCCCCGCACCUAUUGCAUCUAGACGUCGAAGUGGUUCGCAGAGGACGGGGGAAGCCGUGGAGCGUCUCUCAAACGGUCUACGCCCAGUCUCCGGACGACAUUCCUUACUCUGGCAGUGCUUCACGGGCAAAGACAGAAGGGCAGUCGCAUGGGUGGUAUCCGCCCGGUAGCACGCGUGUGAACGAGGGGAACCGGCUGCGCCCUGAGGCUGGGAAUCGUUUGAAAGCCAGUGACAACUGGACCACGACACAGGAACAAGAUGAACAGCAACUGAGGGAGUUAGAAGAUGUUGUCUGGACAUUGGCAGUCGCCGAGAGGAAUCAUGCAAGCGAACUUUUGCGCGUUUGA